This is a messenger RNA of Aspergillus mulundensis, 957 nucleotides long. RefSeq lists its product as uncharacterized. Bases 1 to 957 code for a protein of 318 amino acids. NCBI's taxonomy places the organism in Eukaryota, Fungi, Ascomycota, Eurotiomycetes, Eurotiales, Aspergillaceae. The record is from RefSeq and is a predicted model, not a curated record. The transcript is spliced from 2 exons.
AUGGAUCUGUUUUCUCCUUACUUGGCUCUCCCCAAUUUUGACAUCUAUCUCGAUGUACCUAUUGAGCCAGACAGCAAUACUAUCAUCAUUGUUCGAUCGCCCUGGUGCGACUCAGGGAAGACAGUCGCUCGAUUUCGAGUAAAUAGUGAGAUUUUGAAGCAAGAAUCCGAUGUCUUCAAGACCGCAUUCGCCGACGGAAUGAUUGCGACCAAUAUAUGGCUGAACCGCCGCGCUGAACUUACCCUCCCAAUCGCUUAUGACCCCAGAGCCGUCCAAGCAUUCCUGGAAAUCCUCCACGGUCGCGACUUCCAGCCUCUUCAUUUAGCACUGACUGGCGAGCUCGCCAGUCUCUCAAUCCGCUAUCGUUGUCGAGCCAAAGUAGCGACGUACAUGACGGAAUGGAUGUAUAAGCAUGUCCGCCCCCAUGAACACCGUCUAGCCCAGCCCAUGCUCAUGGAGAUUAUUUCAGUCGCAUAUCGGUUUCGCCUCCCGGAAUCGUUCGCCUGGUAUACGAGCCGUGUGAUCACAGAGACUAAAUACGUGAUUCGUCCCCUUCACAUUCCCCUCCCUACCGCAGUGAUCGCGGAGAUGAACCGAGUCCGAAACAACGCCAUCAGGCAGGAUCUCAAGGUCUUGCAUGACGCUUUCUGUAGACUCGUGGCGGGGUAUGGACCGUGCACUGCCGACUGCAAUGUCCAUAUGCGCGAGGCGUUGAGGGACAAGAUCCUCCUGCAUGGCCUUGCGCCGAACCAACAACAACACCCUUAUAAAGGCCUCUCGCACCGGGAUCUCGCGGCCUUGAUGACUUCUUGGGAGUACCCGCAUGACGACGAGGACGAGGAACUGGAGCAUACGUGCAAGCAUCCUCAGCAUCCGAGCUUCGUUGAGCUCUGGGAUCGGGACAAUUGGGUGAUUGAGGGUCUGGAUGUGAUGGCUUUCCAUGAUGACAACCUUUAG